Piliocolobus tephrosceles (Ugandan red Colobus) is the source of this 2641-nucleotide messenger RNA. RefSeq names its product dihydrouridine synthase 1 like (gene DUS1L). The transcript has 13 exons. Gene Ontology annotation, molecular function: tRNA dihydrouridine synthase activity; flavin adenine dinucleotide binding. The coding region runs from base 648 to 2405 and encodes 585 amino acids. Gene Ontology annotation, biological process: tRNA processing. NCBI's taxonomy places the organism in Eukaryota, Metazoa, Chordata, Mammalia, Primates, Cercopithecidae. The record is from RefSeq and is a predicted model, not a curated record.
GCCGCCCGGACCGCGCAGGACCGGGCACCUUCCGGUGGCGGCGCGGAGCCCUGGGCCCGGCUGCGGCCCGGCGGCGGCCCCGGCGCUGUGCGGGCGUUCGUGGCGGCCGGGGAGCGGCAGGGGCCCCGGGCGGCGGCGAGGCCGGAGCGGGGCGGGCCGGGGACACCGGCUCCCGGCGCCCUCGGAGCCAAAGGCGCGCGGCGGACACGGCGGGGCCCUCGCGCGGUGAGGACGCGUAGGCGUGUGGGCUCCUGUCACUGCACAUCGCGAACGCUGGCCGCCGCGUGGCUCUGGCCGAGUCUCGCGAGGGGCGCCCCUGUGGCGUUUCGAGCCAGCCGCGCCGCCUGCGGAGAGGGAAGCUCUGCCCUUCCCCUGGCCUGGCGCGGGCCGACAUCGAGUCUCGCUCCCCAGGGAGGGUCAAGGCCCAGGAGUCCAGCGGCUCCCCCGAGGUCCGCUAGGAGGUGGCGGCACUGGAGUGGCCUUUCUCCAGCCUGCACCGACCCCCGCCUUUAGUGCCCCUGCGUGUGACCCAGCGGUGGUAUCGGAGCGGCCUUAGAAGACUGACGGCUGCCUCUGAGUUGAGUCUUCAGGCCCUCGCUGGGCCUGGCUGAGCCCCCGGUCUGCGCCUUUCCCCCAGCCUGGAGACGAUGCCAAAGCUGCAGGGCUUCGAGUUCUGGAGCCGCACCCUGCGUGGCGCGCGCCACGUGGUGGCCCCCAUGGUGGACCAGAGCGAGCUGGCCUGGAGGCUGCUGAGCCGGCGCCACGGAGCACAGCUCUGCUACACGCCCAUGCUGCACGCCCAGGUCUUCGUCCGCGACGCCAACUACCGGAAGGAGAACCUGUACUGCGAGGUGUGCCCCGAGGACCGGCCCCUCAUCGUGCAGUUCUGUGCCAAUGACCCGGAAGUGUUUGUUCAGGCGGCUCUCCUGGCUCAGGAUUACUGUGACGCCAUUGACCUGAACUUGGGCUGCCCACAGAUGAUAGCCAAGAGAGGUCACUAUGGUGCCUUCCUGCAGGAUGAGUGGGACCUGCUCCAGAGAAUGAUUUUGCUGGCCCACGAGAAACUCUCUGUUCCUGUCACGUGCAAGAUCCGUGUCUUCCCAGAGAUUGACAAGACCGUGAGGUACGCCCAGAUGCUGGAGAAGGCCGGCUGCCAGUUGCUGACGGUGCACGGGCGCACCAAGGAGCAGAAAGGGCCCCUGUCGGGUGCAGCAUCCUGGGAGCACAUCAAGGCCGUGCGGAAGGCUGUGGCCAUCCCUGUGUUUGCUAAUGGGAACAUCCAGUGCCUGCAGGAUGUGGAGCGCUGCCUCCGGGACACGGGUGUGCAGGGCGUUAUGAGCGCAGAGGGCAACCUGCACAACCCCGCCCUGUUCGAGGGCCGGAGCCCUGCCGUGUGGGAGCUGGCCGAGGAAUACCUGGACAUCGUGCGAGAGCACCCCUGCCCGCUGUCCUAUGUCCGGGCCCACCUCUUCAAGCUGUGGCACCACACGCUGCAGGUGCACCAGCAGCUGCGAGAGGAGCUGGCCAAGGUGAAGACCCUGGAGGGCAUCGCCGCCGUGAGCCAGGAGCUGAAGCUGCGGUGUCAGGAGGAGAUAUCCAGGCAGGAGGGAGCGAAGCCCACCGGCGACGUGCCCUUCCACUGGAUCUGCCAACCCUACGUCCGGCCGGGGCCCAGGGAGGGGAGCAAGGAGAAGUCGGGUGCGCGCAGCAAGCGGGCCCUGGAGGAGGAGGAGUGUGGCACAGAAAUCCUGUCCAAGAACAAGCAGAAGAAGCAGCUGAGGAACCCCCACAAGACCUUCAACCCCUCUCUGAAGCCAAAAUAUGCAAAGUGUGACCAGUGUGGAAACCCAAAGGUGAGUGGGUUCCGGCCACAUGCCACCAAGGCUUCCGCUCUGGUGGGUGAGCAGGGUGGUCUCUGCACUCAGGGUAGCAGGUCUGGUGCCCGCCCAGCUGGGUUUGCAGUGUCGCCCAGGGUGGCAUGGAUGCCUCAGGACGGCUCCUUGCUUCCAGCCAAGCCCCUGCCCAGGACUGGAGUGGGAGUAAGUCUGGGUGGUUGGGUGAGGGAGAGGCACCUGGCUUGGGGGCGGUCCCCAGGGCUGCAUCCAGGCCGUGGGCAUCUGGCAGAAACUUUCCCAGCCUGGCCCCAGGAGUGGUGCUGGCCACAGGCUCCCGAGCUUUCCUGUGCCCAGGGCAACAGAUGUGUGUUCAGCCUGUGCCGCGGCUGCUGCAAGAAGCGAGCCUCCAAAGAGACUGCGGACUGCCCAGGUCACGGAUUGCUUUUUAAAACCAAAUUGGAGAAGUCUCUGGCCUGGAAAGAGGCCCAGCCUGAGCUGCAGGAGCCUCAGCCGGCAGCACCCGGAACACCGGGUGGCUUCUCUGAAGUCAUGGGCAGUGCCCUGGCCUGAAGGCCCGGAACCCCCACCCCCAGGACUGCUGCUGGAGCCUGGACACGUCCUACUUAAGGAAACGCCUUUUACUCAGGGAAUCUCCUGCUACUUAAUGUGGAAAGACACACCCACGUCCCCCUUGGGCCCACUCCGGGGGCCUGGAAAUGCUGCAGUGGGGAGCAGGCCCCAGGCUGGACCUGCCCUGUCCUCAGCACACGUGUGCAAAAGGGAACAAUAAAUCAUUUCAAAGAUGC